AUGUCGAUCAUUCCUCAGGGCGAGGUGGCGCGGGAGAGCGGCGGUGGGCCAUUCCUGUACCAGCAGUUGACGGCGGCAAACCACACGAGCUGGGUGAUUCACCUGCAGUCGAUGAAGGAAGAUCAAGGCAUCUGGGAGGCAGUCGAGCCAGCGGUUGGUGUGGCUGUCGAUGAGAAGAAGGACAAGAAGGUGAGGUGGCAAGAAAAAACAUCGAAGGAGGUUUGGGAUUGUCUCAAGACAAGGUUCGUCGACGCGGAUCGUGUCAAGAACGCGCGGCUUCUAAUGUUGAAGAGCGACUUCAAUGCCAUGGGCAUGCAGGAGGGAGAGAGCUUGGACCAGUACGCCGGAAGGCUCAACAGCAUGUCUAUCAGGUACGCAAACCUAGGGGAGACACUCGACGACGCUGCAUUGGUCAAAAAGCUGUUUGACAUUGUGCCGGAUCGAUUCCUAAGUGUGAUCAUCGGGAUCGAGCAGUUCUACGACCUAAGGCAUUCAAGGAAGCUGUGGGGUGGCCUAAGGUGUUUGAAGAAUGUGCAUCCCGCGUUCACUCAGGCCGUGUGGCAGACGCGGCAGAAGAAGGAUUGUGGAAACUCCUCAUCAAGCAACAAGGGCAAAUCCCACCUUGCUGCAGAUAGCAGCAACCACAACCAGGGUGGUCAUGGACGCGGUAGAGGCAUGGCAGAGGGAGCCGUGCUACUGAAUGAGGAGAAAUUGAAGCCAGAACUACGCGACACAACGGAGGAAGGAUCCAGCUCUGAGGUCUGGUACCUAGACAAUAGGGCCAGUAAUCACAUGACCGGUGACAAAGAGAAGUUCAGAGAGCUGGACGAAGGUGUCACUGGCAAAGUGAAGUUCAGGGAUGGCUCCACAGUGCAGAUCAUGGGCUUAGGGUCUGUCAUGUUCAGCUACAAGAAUGGUGACCAGUGGCUAUUGCAGGAGGUCUACUAUAUUUCAAGACUAUGCAGCAAUAUCAUCAACCUUGGACAACUUACCGAGGUUGGACACAAGGUGAUCAUGGAUGCUGAACAUCUACAUGUGUAUGAUAAUAGUCCUGCAUGGUUGCUGAUGAAAGUGAGGCGAACUCCAAAUCGCCUCUACAAGAUCGAGUUGCAUCAAGCGACGCUGGCGAGGCAGCCAUUCCCGACUACAGCAAGUUUCAGGGCGAAGAAGCCAUUAGAGCUGCUGCAUGCUAACCUUUGCGGGCCGAUCACACCUUCGACACUCGUUGGUAACAGUUACUUCAUGUUAUUUGUUGUUGAUUACUCAUGGUGGAUGUGGGUGUUCGUGAUCAAGUCAAAGGAACAAGCUUGCUCCAUGUUCAGAAAGUUCAAGUUCCAGUUAUGCGAGGAGGUUGGGAUCAAACGGCACCUCAUCGUGCCAUACAUGCCACAACAAAACGGUGUGGUGGAGCGGAGGAAUAGGACCGUGGUGGCAAUGGCGAGGUCCCUCCUUAACAGCAUGAAUGUGCCUGGAAGGUUUUGGGGGGAGGCAGUGCGACACACGGUGUACAUGCUGAAGCGCUUACCGACGAAGGCGCUGGACGAACGCACCCCGUUCGAGGCUUGGAACGGAAGGAAGCCACAUUUGGCACACCUUCGUGUGUUCGACUGCACUGCACAAGCGAAGGCCACACCGCUAUCGAGCGAGAGCAGCAACACUAAUGAGGGCCCUGUGCGCUACAGGCACAUUGACGACAUCAUGAGAGAUGCUCCAAAAGUAGAUCUCGAUGGGGACAUCGAAGAAGAGGCCAUGCUCAUGGAGACAGAGGAGCCAUCUUGCUACCUUGAGGCCGCUAGGCAGCAGGUCUGGGAGGACGCCAUGGCCAAGGAGAUCGAGUCCAUAGAGAAGAAUGACACAUGGACUCUCAUGACGUCGCCAGCUGGUCACAAGCCAAUUGGGCUUAAAUGGGGAAACUCGGCGAAUGAGGGUGCUGACUUGAUGGAGCGGCGCCCGCUGAAGCCGUUCCGCUAUGAAUUUAUGUGGCAGCGGCAUGAGGGCUAUGAAGAUUUUGUUAAUCAGGCUUGGGACCCAGGUAUGGGUUAUUGUGACCUACAAAGUAUAUCCGCCUCACUGACCUCUCUACAAUGCUCUCUACGGUCAUGGGACAGGGAUGUUUUCGGCUCUGUCCGCAAGCAGUGCAGUCACCUGCGGUGUGAGCUGGAGAUGGAAAGGAGUCAGACUCUGUAUUGUGGUCCUACCAGGAGGGAAAAGGACCUCAUGCGACAACUCUCAAAAGUUUUGGCUAGGGAGGAAACAAUGGAAAAGCAACGAUCACGUACCUCCUGA
Molecule: messenger RNA, 2286 nt
Organism: Phragmites australis (common reed)
Lineage: Eukaryota; Viridiplantae; Streptophyta; Magnoliopsida; Poales; Poaceae
Exons: 7
Coding region: 1-2286 (761 amino acids)
Biological process (GO): DNA integration
Molecular function (GO): nucleic acid binding
Source: RefSeq, a predicted model, not a curated record